AAGCUGUGAGCGUUGUGUCUGCGGGAGAGGAAGGCCGGCUGAAGGAGGCUGGGGUGGCAGGGGUCUGGUGUUUAGUACCUGGAGUUCGCGCGCCCCCAUUUUGGGAAGGGCUGAUGAGCUCUUUGGGUUUGACCUCCUCUCGCCUGAAGCCGAGACUCUGGGAACGCCAGCACAUGCAAGAAAAAGAUGAGCCCGAGCUCGGUCGCCUCAAGGCGCGGAUGGCCGUGAGGCCCGAGGGGUCAGAACCGACCCUGCGUGAGGGACUGUUGGUCGUCAAAGUGGAGGAAGACCCACCCGGAGAGUGGGAAACCGACCCGCCGGGGCCCUGGCAGGACCCUGAAACUUCCCGCCAGCAUUUCAGGCAGUUGAGUUACCGGGAGGUGGCUGGCCCGGAAGAGGCGCUGAGCCGGCUGAGGGAACUCUGUCGCCGGUGGCUGAGGCCCGAGCUGCACUCCAAGGAGCAGAUCGUGGAGCUGCUGGUGCUGGAGCAGUUCCUGACCAUCCUGCCCGAGGAGCUCCAGGCCUGGGUGCGGGAGCACGGCCCCGAGAGCGGGGAGGAGGCGGCGGCGGUGGUGCGGGCUCUCCAGAGAGCGCUCGACCGGACCGCGCCCCAGGAGCCAGUGACUUUUGAAGAUGUGGCUGCUUCUCUGGCCUGGGAGGAGUGGGAGCCUCUGGACCUGGCUCAGAGAAACUUGUGUAAGGACAAUGGAUGGGAAGGUUACAGGGGCUCCGACCUGCCUGGUUUGGAACCCAGUGCUGAAAACAAAGGGUUGAUUCCAAAGCAAGAAACUUUGGAAACGGAGCCCCAGGGGCAGCUGCGAGAGGUAUCUCAGGAAAUGGCCUGCCUGUUUUCUGAGUGUGGCGCUACCCAGCAAGACAAGGUAGAGGAGCAGUCCAGAUGUCCUUUGUCACUGAAACUUGAACAUUUUGAAGAGCAGGGACUCACCAGCAUGUCAGAUCUCAACAAGAAUGGAUCUACGGAAGGGGCAGACUUUGGCAACGGAUUUGGGAACGGAAGUUCUAGCUUUCUCUUUUGUCAGCAAAUCCACACGGUGGAGAGGCCCACUGAAGCAUGUGAGGACAAGUGCAGACAAUGUUUAAACAGGGUGAAGCAUGAUGCCGGUGACAGGGAGGAAGAGCAUUUCUGUGACUCCGAUCUUCUUAACACCCAAAGGCAGUUCCAUGACAAAAGACCUUAUAAGUGUAAUAACUGUGAGAAGAGUUUCAAACAGCGUUCUGACCUCCUUAAACAUCAGCGAAUCCACACAGGUGAGAAGCCCUAUGAAUGUCAGGAAUGCGGCAAGAGCUUCCGUCAGAGUACUGCCCUGAUUAAGCACCAGAGGACACAUACCGGGGAGAGACCAUACAUGUGUCUGAAAUGCGGGGAGUGCUUCCGGCAGAGUUCACAUCUAAAUCGGCAUCAAAGAACUCACACUGGAGAGAAAUACUGUAAGUGUGAGGAAUGUGGGGAAACCUGCCACAUUUCCAAUGUAUUUAGACAUCAGAGACUGCACAAAGGAGAAAGACCCUACAAAUGUGAAGAAUGUCAAAAGGCCUUCAAACAGCGCUCUGACCUCUUUAAACACCAGAGAAUCCACACUGGGGAGAAGCCUUACCGAUGUUCUGUGUGUGGGAAAAGUUUCAGUCAGAGUGCAACCCUCAUUAAACACCAGAGAACGCACACAGGAGAGAAACCUUAUAAAUGUCUCGAAUGUGGGGACAGCUUUAGGCAGAGUACACACCUCAUCCGACACCAAAGAAUCCAUCUAAAUAAAGUUUCGUCACUUUGAUAUGCUUCUGCAUUAGCCUGUUUUUGUUUGUUUCAUUUCCAGAAACUACAUGCUGUGGCAUUUUGAAUAUUUCAAUGAAACACAGACCAUGGUGCAUCCUCGGCAUCCCACACAAAUUAGGCUUGGUUGGACU
Molecule: messenger RNA, 1923 nt
Organism: Ochotona princeps (American pika)
Lineage: Eukaryota; Metazoa; Chordata; Mammalia; Lagomorpha; Ochotonidae
Gene: ZNF394
Product: zinc finger protein 394
Exons: 3
Coding region: 114-1790 (558 amino acids)
Biological process (GO): regulation of transcription by RNA polymerase II
Molecular function (GO): DNA-binding transcription factor activity, RNA polymerase II-specific; RNA polymerase II cis-regulatory region sequence-specific DNA binding
Source: RefSeq, a predicted model, not a curated record